AAAUCAUCAUCUCAACAAAUAUGGAUCAUGCUCUGCAUUUGAUAUACAAUGCCGUAAUCGUAUUAUAUGUAAACUUCGUGGCACUAACUCAGGUCAUGGUCCAUAUUCUGAUAGUGAACUUUGUAAAAAACAUGGUUGGAUUCCUCGUUUACCUGACGAUUGGUUUUUAAGUGCUGCAUUGGGAAACCAUAUCAAUGUUUUUGUUGACCUUGAUGAAAUUGAUAAAAAAGGGCUUUCUAAGACAGUUGUUAGGAUGAUAAUGAGAUUUGUUAUGGGAGGGGACGAUGCUUAG
Messenger RNA from Scutellospora calospora, 292 nucleotides. Lineage: Eukaryota; Fungi; Glomeromycota; Glomeromycetes; Diversisporales; Gigasporaceae. The record is from the annotation of a GenBank genome assembly.